UCCGGUCAGUUGGGUUCCGACAGCGCGGUUGGCUCGGGCGUGGGAAACAAAUCCUCAUUCGGACAUCAAUACAAAGACCGCACACCAGCUCGGGUCAGCCACGAAGGUCACCGAAAGGAGCCCCCAUGCAGCCGUGAGUCGGACCCACACCGGGAGACGCGAGAUUUUCAAACUGGCCCGUCUUUCUUUCUGCCCGUGAGCGCAAGAAGCGAGCCGACCGUUUUUUUUAAACAUGGCGAGGCGUCAAGCACACGUUGCAUCCGUUGUCGACGCCGACGACGAAAACUCCAGACCCUUGGGGGCUGCCCCUUCCAAGAGGUCCGAGAACCCCGACAGCAAGAUGCAGACCCGGGCUUUGAUCAAGAGGCCGGCGCUGACCAAUUUGCAGCCCAAUUUGGUGGUGGGCGGUGGCAAGCAGGCCGGGCCCACGAAGCGGGAUUUAGUUCGACAGCAAUCCAACUCCCGGCGGUCGGCCAGACUGAGCUGCAGAGGAUCCAGUUUGUGCCGUGCUCCGCCCAGCUUCGAGAUCUACGCAGAGUCGUCUGGCGCACGGGGGUCGCAAGUCGACGUCAAGGCGGCUGUCCCCGCCGUUGCUCCCGACGAGGACAGCGAGCAGGCUCAGCAUUCCGAUGAUCGGGGGGCGUCCGGCGAUGUCUGCUCAGACUCUCCAGAUUGUGGAAUGGAGUGCGAGGCCGCGGACUCCCCCAUGGUCCUGGACACGUCCCUGCACACCCUGGAGCCCAUGUCCUACAUGGAGAUCCGGGACCUGGAGGCCAGCUCGGAGUACGCCCAGGACAUCUACACCCACCUCAGGCAGCAGGAGACUCGAGGAAACCCCAACCUGGAGAUUGAUGCAGUAAACGGGACAUCUACCAACCUGGGAACAGUGGAAGCCGAGAAGCUGACCCCGAAGCCGACUUACAUGAGCAAGCAGCCGGACAUCACGUCCUCGAUGCGCGCCAUCCUCGUCGACUGGCUGGUGGAGGUGGCCGAGGAGUAUCGCCUGCACUCGGAGACGCUCUUCCUCGGCAUCUCGCACGUGGACCGCUUCCUCUCCGCCAUGUCGGUGAUCCGCAACAAGCUACAGCUCGUCGGCACAGCCGCCCUCUACAUCGCUGCGAAGUUUGAGGAGAUCUACCCGCCGGAGGUGUCGGAGUUUGUCUUCAUCACGGACGACACGUACACGAAGCAGCAGGUGCUUCGGAUGGAACAGCUGGUGCUCAAGGUGCUUUCGUUCGACAUGACGGCCCCCACCAUCUACUACUUCCUGCUCCGCUUCGCGGAAGUCGGCAAGGCCCCGGACACCGUCAAGCACCUGGCACAUUAUCUGUGCGAGCUGACGUUCCUGGAGGACGACCCGUACCUUCAGUACCUGCCCAGCAUCGUUGCCGGUGCGUCCUUGUGCCUGGCAAACCACACACUCAACCGAUUUUCGUGGUCCUCGGACCUGGUCUUCUACUCUGGCUAUAACGUGGAAGAUUCAAGGAGUGCAUCCACAGCCUGCACAGCAGCUUCUGCAAUGCUGGCACACAAGCACAGCAGGCCAUCCAGAAGAAGUUCAUGUCCUCCAAGUUUCACUGCGUCGCGAAUAUGAAGCCUGCAUCCACGCUGCCCUCCUAGCGGACGACUCCGCGCCACCACCACUGGUGCUCAAACUCAACACGAAAGAGUUUUUUUAAUUGCAUGCGGAACAAUAACGUACGUCAAUGGUCGAAGUGUGCAAUUUUAUGUAUUGUGUCAUUGUGAAAAUAAUGAAAGUCACCACUGCUGUUGCAAGAUUUUAAAUGAAACCCAUUUUUUUAUUUUUUUUAAGCCAGUAUCUGUCCUGUUCAAUAAAUGUCCUGAACCAGA
This is a messenger RNA of Ixodes scapularis (black-legged tick), 1851 nucleotides long. Its product is annotated as cyclin-A1-like. Gene Ontology annotation, cellular component: cyclin A2-CDK2 complex; cytoplasm; nucleus. Lineage: Eukaryota; Metazoa; Arthropoda; Arachnida; Ixodida; Ixodidae. The transcript is spliced from 9 exons. Bases 233 to 1594 code for a protein of 453 amino acids. The record is from RefSeq and is a predicted model, not a curated record. Gene Ontology annotation, molecular function: cyclin-dependent protein serine/threonine kinase regulator activity. Gene Ontology annotation, biological process: regulation of cyclin-dependent protein serine/threonine kinase activity; mitotic cell cycle phase transition.